AUGAGAUACGUGGAAGACAAGGCGUGCUAUAAUCAUAGACCAAAGCAAGAGACUCCAAAUAGCAGUUCAGAGUUUCACAAGGGAAGAGAUGCUACUCGUGUUUCCCAUCAUCAUCAUCAUCGAACAAGUAUGGGAAAACCAACCCCAUCUAAGUGGGACGAUGCACAAAAAUGGCUUGUGGGAUUGUCAAAAGGUGGAGAAAAAAGCCACUCCAAAACCAAGCCAAGGAACUCAAAUGCAGAUGAUUUGAGAUUGAUAGCUCCUGUGCCACAGAAGGAGCAUGAUUAUUCAAGCAGUGAGAAGGAAGAGGAAGAACAUGACACAUGUCAUGAUUUCAUGACAACUGUUAGUACUACUACUGCUGCUGCUCCUGCAACUGCUCAAUAUGAAGUAGAAACCAAAAGGGUAGAGUGUGAUGAGUCAGUUUGGCGAAGCAACAAUAACAAGGCUUCAGAAAACACAAUCCAAGUGCAACCUGUAUGUUUUAGAGACAUGGGGACUGAGAUGACACCAAUUGCUAGUCAAGAGCCUUCAAGAACUGCCACACCAAUUAGAGCCACAACUCCUGCAACUAGAAGCCCAAUUCAUUCAGGGACUUCAACUCCAAUGAGAGCUCAAAAUGGGUUGCAAGUUGCUGAGGGUGGUCAUGGUAGUGGUACUACUAGGCAGUGUGGAGGAGAAGGAUCAAGUCCUUGCAAGAGGGUUGAAGAUCAAGCUAAAAAGUUGAGUCCUCUAGAAAGCCGUGCAAUGGCUUGGGAUGAGGCUGAACGUGCUAAAUAUAUGGCCAGGUUCAAGCGUGAAGAGGUGAAGAUUCAAGCCUGGGAAAAUCAUCAGAUAAGAAAAGCUGAAAUGGAAAUGAAGAAAAUGGAGGUGAAGGCUGAGAGAAUGAAAGCUUUGGCACAAGAAAAGUUUGCAAAUAAACUAGCUGCCACUAGAAGGACAGCUGAAGAGAGACGAGCUAAUGCACAAGUGAAGCUGAAUGACAAAGCUUUGAGGACUACCGAAAGGGUAGAGUAUAUAAGAAGAACAGGACAUGUGCCUUCUUCUUUCUCUUUCAACUUCAAGUUCCCUUCCAUUUGCUGGUAG
This is a messenger RNA of Abrus precatorius (Indian licorice), 1086 nucleotides long. RefSeq lists its product as uncharacterized. The transcript has 3 exons. The coding region runs from base 1 to 1086 and encodes 361 amino acids. Lineage: Eukaryota; Viridiplantae; Streptophyta; Magnoliopsida; Fabales; Fabaceae. The record is from RefSeq and is a predicted model, not a curated record.